Molecule: messenger RNA, 919 nt
Organism: Cajanus cajan (pigeon pea)
Lineage: Eukaryota; Viridiplantae; Streptophyta; Magnoliopsida; Fabales; Fabaceae
Source: RefSeq, a predicted model, not a curated record
UUUAAGAGUUGCGGUUGCGGAGUGAGGUAUAGAGGUAUAGAGGUAUAGAGAGGAUUGGGGUUAGGGUUUGAUAGUUUUGAUCCAUUUUCCGGACGCAAUGGCUGGCACCGGCAUCCACCCAUACCACCAGCAAUGGCCUCCGGCAGCCGCGGCGCCUCCUCCUCCGCCUCCACCCGCCGCCGCUCCUCCUCCCCACGCCGGCGAAGAGGUUCGAACCAUAUUCAUAACUGGCCUCCCCGAAGACGUGAAAGAGAGAGAACUGCAGAAUCUGCUGAGAUGGUUGCCAGGUUUCGAAGCUUCUCAGCUGAAUUUCAAAGCCGAAAAGCCAAUGGGUUUCGCUCUCUUCACCGCUCCACACCAAGCUCUCGCCGCCAAAGACAUUCUUCAGGACAUGCUCUUCGAUCCCGACACCAAGUCCGUUCUUCACACCGAGAUGGCCAAGAAGAAUCUCUUCGUCAAACGAGGAAUAGGAGCUGAUGCGGGUGCUUUUGAUCAAAGUAAACGCUUGAGGACAGCCGGGGAUUAUACACACACUGCUUAUACAACUCCAUCUCCUUUUCAUCCUCCCCCGCCACCUGUCUGGGGACCACAUGGAUACAUGGCUCCACCUCCUCCUCCUCCGUAUGAUCCAUAUGCAGGCUAUCCUGUUGCACCUGUACCAAUGCCUACUCCUGCUCCCAUAGCAGCACCCAGCAGUUAUGUUCCAGUUCAGGUGAGUGUGACCGAAAGUAUGAACAGUGCUUUAGUUUCACUUGAUCUUCCUAUCAAUGAUUAUAUCAUUACUCGUUGUGUUGUAAUGUUCACCUUGUAUUUUAAAAGGGAAGGACAAAUUUUUAAAUGCUCUGUUAUCGUAGUCUGCAAUGCUUGCUUAAAGAAAAUCUCUUUUGGUCAGAAAGGAUCGUAACUCUGCUCUUGAUGA